Ceratitis capitata (Mediterranean fruit fly) is the source of this 3192-nucleotide messenger RNA. It is a transcript of the gene Dhap-at, whose product is annotated as dihydroxyacetone phosphate acyltransferase. Gene Ontology annotation, biological process: ether lipid biosynthetic process. Gene Ontology annotation, cellular component: mitochondrial membrane; peroxisomal membrane. Gene Ontology annotation, molecular function: glycerone-phosphate O-acyltransferase activity. The transcript is spliced from 6 exons. Lineage: Eukaryota; Metazoa; Arthropoda; Insecta; Diptera; Tephritidae. The coding region runs from base 213 to 2390 and encodes 725 amino acids. The record is from RefSeq and is a predicted model, not a curated record.
GUGGUUUUUUGCUGUUUUGUGUUUCUAUCGUCCAAUGCAUAACCAGUAUUUGGUAUUCGGUGAUAGUAAGUGUGUUUAGUUGAUUUAAUAUAAUUUACAGUAGAUAAGUGAAAUCCAAACAAAUAGAGCUAACAAUUAAACUACACAUUACUAAAUUGCUAAAGAAAUUACAUUGAUUACCAAUUACUUCAGGGUGAAAAUAAAUUAGCAUUAUGAAGACGGGGACAUCCCCGCCAGAUGCUUUGCCCCUUGGUGCGGCAUCGCUUUACAUGAAAGAAUUUGAAAAUAUCAUCGCUAGCGGCAAAGAACCGGUUAUGACCAAAGAGUACAAACCGCAAGUAGCUAAUGAAUUUGAGCGAUAUUUGAAUCCACAAACUUUGAAGCGCCACGUAUUUCGCAGUGAGAAAGUACGCAAAAUAAUUGAGCAUUACGCACAAGUUAAUAACAGCUCAGUGAAGCAGAUCGAAAAGCAAGUAAAAGAGAUAAUUGAUGAAAUUGGUUUGGAGCGUAACUUAGCUAUAAUACGAUGGUGUGGUAUGGCUAUAACAGCAAUUGCCAAACGGAUCCUAUCGGGUAUAUAUGUAAACUCUGCCAAUAUUCGAAGAGUGCGAGAGCAGUUGGGACGAAAUCCGGUUUGUUACUUGCCCAGUCAUCGGAGUUACAUGGAUUUUGUAUUAAUGUCAUAUAUUUGCUUUUAUUAUGAUAUCGAGAUACCGGGUAUAGCGGCUGGCAUGGACUUUCAUGGUAUGUUCGGCAUGGGUACAAUGUUGCGAAAAACGGGUGCAUUCUUUAUGCGUCGUUCGUUCUCCAAUGAUGAGCUCUAUUGGGAUAUCUUUCGUGAAUAUAUGUAUGCAUUAAUCUCGGCCUAUCACAUCGGCGUGGAAUUCUUUAUCGAGGGAACGCGCAGCCGAAACUUCAAGGCACUCGUGCCAAAGAUUGGUUUACUAUCAAUGGCAUUGCUACCCUACUUCACUGGCGAGGUGUCAGAUGUCACAAUUGUACCAGUAAGCAUAACAUACGAACGUUUGUUGGAAGAACAAUUGUUUGUGUAUGAAUUGUUGGGCGUGCCAAAACCGAAAGAGACAACCAAAGGAUUUUUCAAGGCGCUUAAAAUUAUCGAUGAACGAUUUGGGAAAAUGUAUUUGGAUUUCGGAGCACCAAUAUCUGUGCGAGAAUUCUUUGGGCACACUGGAGCUGAUCGAAUGCCGCGUGCUAGCAUGGGUGCGCAUUUGCAAAAGUUGAAUAAGUGCGAGUUGGAUUUGAUUAAAAAGUUAGGAAACGAAAUUAUUUAUCAACAGCAGCGCGGUAUCGUUAUCAGUACGUUCAAUUUAUUGUGUCUGUACUAUGCUAGCCGAAUAUAUUUGGAACAUUGGGUUAACAUUGACGAAUUAGCUAAUGGUAUUGCAGAACUUAAGAAGUUGUUCGAAGAACUUGGCGCGCACGUUGCCACCGACCUAAAUUGUCUCAAAGUGGAUAUAAUGGAAACUGUAGAGAUACAUUCGAAUAUUGUUCACUUUGAAAACGGCCGACUGCAAUUUACACAGGUCGCUGCAGCACAAUUAGCACAGGAAAUCGAUAGUAAAAGACUGAAGGCACACGUGCUACUACCACAGGCCAUGGCGGUGGCUGUGCCUGCAUUGGCAUUACAGCUAUACAUAAAUCCAUGUAUGUUUUGGCUAGCUCGACCCGCAUAUCUUAUAAUAGCAGCACUGCAGUUGCGAGAAGAACAACAAACUCAAAGAGGUGUUAAGAUCCCAGAAUCGUUUGGUACUUACUCCGAGGUGGUUGACAGUUUGUUCCAACGUGUAUCUAAACUAGAUAACAUUUUUAAACACGAAUUUAUAAUUGAGUCGAAUCGUGAUAUGGAGGAAUUCAAUAGAAAUCUGGCACUACUUUCAAAGCAUGGUGUACUAACAAUCGCACAAAAUAACGGCCGAAUUACGUUCCAUGAAAAUGUGGCUAGUAACGUAAUUCUUUCGUCACUGGCGCCAUUUCUCUGCCUCUAUUACCAAUUAGCUGUAACAGUCAAUGAGUUUCCCACUGUAAGUUGCAGUACCUCGUCUAGUCGAUCUAACGAAUGUGAUGAAUUCAGCACAAAGGAUGUUCUUAUCCAUAUGCAGCAGCGCAUAGAAAAACUUAUGCAACUGCCAAAUGUUGCCAAUGUGCAUCCAUAUUGUCUGGCUUUAGAUAACUUGAAUAUUGCUUUAUACUCCUUUCAGCAAGCUGGUUGUAUCAAAAAGGACAAAGAAAGCGGAAUGUUGCAGCAUGUUCAUGACAAACCAUUACGCACAUUGGAAGCAGAACUGUUACGCUAUUGUCAGUUACUGCCCUUCAAACAAUACUAUAAGGUAGCAAGUGCUCAUAUGAUCUCUACGCCAUCUAAGUUAUAACUAUUAAAACAACGUAGUAGAAGUACACUUGUGGCACAGGCCAGAAAUUGUCACGUGGCGCUUGUAUUUCUAAUGUUAGUUUUUGUUUUACCCAUACUGCGUUUAAUUAUCGGUAUGUUCAAUUAGUUUAAUUUAUAAACAAACAAAAAAUAACAUUACAAUGUAUAAUUUGAGUUAUGAUAUCAUAGUCAAUGGGCCACUGAAAAGAAGCCGUAUUCAUUAGCAUGACAGUUAGGUUUACAACUGUAAAAUUAAUUCACUUCUCUGCAAUUAGUGGGACUGAGAGUCCCUAAGCACAAUACCACAUAUAUGUUAAACAGUUUGUAAUCCGUAGAUUGUGUUUGGCAGUAUUUUGUAAAAUAAGCCGUUUAGUGCCACGUUCCAACACUCCCUAUUAGGUAAUAGAUUUUCCCUUUAAGUAUUUUACGAUUUAAGCCUUUUUGUGCCAUACGCAUAUACGUUAUUAUGUACGAAUAUUUGAUCGCUGUUAUGCAUAAAUAUUAUAUAAAUAAAUACAUUCGCACACAUGCAUAUAUAAUAUAAUAAAAUAUACAAAUUGAAUACUUUUGCUCAAACAGCUAUUUUAUAUAUGAAUAUCGUCCCAAAUGUUAAAUUUAUAUUCAAACUAAACUUAAGCUAUGGUUGUCGGAAAGCUUUGAUUUACUAGUUAUUAACUUAUUAUAUAAACAUAAUUAAUAGUUUAAUUUUUUACUUAUAAAUACAUAUAUUUAUUUCAGUGUUAUGUUAAGUUGAUGCAUUUAAUUAUGCGAUCACGUAAAACUGUGAUGGCAAACAAAUAAAC